UUCAAAGCUGCGGAGACUUUAGGAGGUUCGUGAUUGCUCUACUCUGCUCUCUCUGGGAAGAAUCCUACUGAUCCCUCUAAAGGCUUCCUGCAGUAGCCACAGCAAGAUCUCUGCUGUCAGACAUAAUCUGUCCUUCAGCGGUGCUGCUCCUAGCUAGAAGCGUGCAGUCACCAUGGAGCAUCACUGUGGUCUGAUCACUAGCAACAAAGAGACAGUACCACUGAAGAACAUCUCAGUAACAUUGUCCAUCAAUGACUUUGUGGCUGCUGUGGCGGCAACCUUAAAUUAUGAGAAUGAGGAGAAAGUCCCAUUAGAGGCAACCUUUGUGUUUCCUAUGGAUGAAGACUCUGCUGUCUACAGCUUUGAAGCCUUGGUGGAUGGGAAGAAAAUUGUGGCAGAGUUGCAGGAUAAGAUGAAGGCUCACAGUGAGUAUGAGGAAGCCCUCUCCCAGGGCCACCAAGCAUACUUAUUGGAAGAGGAUGACUAUUCCAGAGAUGUCUUUUCUUGCAAUGUGGGGAACCUGCAGCCUGGAGCUAAGGUUGCAGUUACCCUGAGGUAUGUGCAGGAACUGCCCUUGGAAACAGAUGGGGCCCUGCGCUAUCUGCUCCCAGCAAUCUUGAAUCCAAGAUAUCAGCUUUCUGAACAGUCAGCAAACAGUUGCUUGAACAUCCAGAAACCCACAGUCCCUUUGGAGGACCUGCCUUACACACUCAACAUGACUGCCACCAUCACUUCCCAGCAUGGUAUUGAAAGGGUCCAGUCCAAUUGCUCUUUGAGCCCUAUUCAGUACCUUACAGAUGACAAGACUUCUGCUCAGGUUUCCUUGACUGAAGGGCACAAGUUUGACCGGGAUGUGGAACUCCUGAUUUACUACAGUGAAGUGCACAGCCCCAGUGUAGCUGUGGAAAUGGGGAUGCUGGACAUGAAGCCAGACAGUUUGAUGGGAGCUCCUUCUGCAAUGGUGAGUUUCUACCCAGAUAUCCCAGAAGUGGAAGCCUCAAAGGUCUGUGGAGAAUUUGUGUUUCUCAUGGACCGUUCAGGAAGUAUGGGCUCCCCCAUGAGCACAGAGAACAAUUCUCAGCUACGCAUAGAGGCUGCCAAGGAAACUCUGUUGCUGUUGCUGAAGAGUUUACCUAUGGGUUGUUAUUUUAAUAUCUAUGGAUUUGGAUCUUCCUAUGAAAAAUUCUUUCCGGAGAGUGUGAAGUACACUCAGGAUACAAUGGAGGACGCAGUGAAAAGAGUGAAGGCUUUAAAAGCCAAUUUAGGGGGUACUGAAAUCUUGACACCCCUCUGCAACAUUUACAAGGCAUCCUCCAUUCCUGGUCAUCCCCUACAGCUCUUUGUCUUCACGGAUGGAGAAGUGAGUGACACAUUUAGUGUCAUUAGAGAAGUUAAGUUAAACAGCAAGAAACACAGAUGUUUCUCAUUUGGAAUUGGACAAGGAGCCUCGACCAGUUUAAUCAAAAAUAUCGCCCGGGUAUCAGGGGGUACUGCAGUGUUUAUCACAGGCAAGGACAGGAUGCAGAGCAAGGCUCUUGGGUCUCUCAAGUUUGCUCUACAGUGUGCAGUGGAUAAUAUCUCUCUAAGUUGGGAUUUGCCUCCUGGUUUGUCUAUUAAAAUGCUUUCUCCAGAGCAACUUACCAUCUUUAGGGGUCAGAGGUUAAUCAUCUAUGCACAACUGACUGGGCUUAUGCCUCAAGUGGAGACAGGAGCAGUGUGCCUCAAGCACAUCCUCCAGGGUAGGAGUCUGGAAAACACGGUGACAUUUUCCCUGCAACCAAAGGCUAAUGCCAAUUUCACCAUUCAUCGGUUGGCUGCAAAGUCCUUGAUUCAGACUAAGGAUUUUGGAUCCCAGGAGGCCUCAAAAGAAGAAAAAGAAGAUGUGAUGAACAUCAGCCUUCAGUCUGGAGUCCUUAGCUCCUUCACAGCCUUCAUUGCCAUAAACAAGGAGCUGAACAAACCAGUUCAGGGGCCUCUGGCCCACAGAGUGAUUCCUAGGCCAAUGAUGGCUGGAACUAGUAUGCGGUCCUACUCUAAUUUCUCUGGUGGCUUUAAACGCUCACAACUAAGAAGUUUAUGUGUACCAGCAUAUGAUUUAUGUUUAGCAGAAAGUCCUAUUCCUACCCUAGAAAAAUCUGCGCGUUCUGGUAUUCAGAAGAAAAAGACAAAUUCUUCUACCAACAAAAGCAACUUGAAAAAGGAACAUAAAGCAUUUGGAGAGGAUGUUGUGGUACAGCUGAUUUGUCUCCAAAAGGCAAAUGGCUCCUGGGAGCUAGAUGAAGAUUUGACCAAGAUCCUGGGCCCUAAGUCAAAAGACAUCAAGGCUGCAAACCCUGCCAAGCAUGAGGACCCCUCAGCCUGGGCCACAGUGCUGGCUGUGGUCUGGUUGCAUGCCAACGGCACAGACUUAAAGUGUGAAUGGGAGCUUCUGGAAAGGAAGGCUGUGGCCUGGCUUCAUGACCAUGCAGGUUCCUCCAUCCCCAUGCUUGUGCAAGCUGCCAAUAGUCUCCUGAAAUUAUCUGUGAAUCCUGCUGUGUUUGGCGUCUAAAGAUGUCACCCAUGAAAGGAGAGCCUUUUCUGGCAACCACUGAGUCCCUUAUUUUCUAAUCCCUAUCAUUUCUUUUGUCAGAAGUUAACAUAGUCUCCCACCAUGUUUUCUUAAUUGAGGCUUUUAUUUUAUUCAUAUGCAGAAUGGCACACAAAGUUUCAAGACCAUUUACAACAUAAUUACAAUAUAAUGAUUGGCAUGAGAUCUAUAGUAAUCAUGCAGCAUUAACCAUGAUCAGUGCUUAAAUCAAUACCCUGCAUUAUUGUUAUCCAUUCUCUACGCAGAGCCAUGUAGUACGGUCAACAAAUGGCUUUAAACUCAUAGAAUAGCCCUACCAGUUAGCACAGACAUGAUGGAUGCUCCUCAGUCGAGGCAGUACUACUAGAACUAUGUGUCCUGAGGACCUCAUGCUGUUAUGAAUUUUUGCCCUGCCCAUUGCCUUCACAUCCCUCUUAAUCUAAGGAUUGUAUGAAAAGUCUAAUCAGGCUUCCAGCCCCUCACUGGGGAGUAUCAUUGACAUUAAGCAAUAAUAAUGCCUAAUAUCUUUCAGGCAUUGUUGCUGAAGCAGAUUAGUGAUCCAAGUACUACCAUAGGAAAGAACUUAAAAAGAUGUGGAUUUUCAGCAAUGUUCACCACCCUUAAAACCUUUAUUUGGAAAAAUAAAGUUUUUAGUAAACCUA
Molecule: messenger RNA, 3228 nt
Organism: Mus caroli (Ryukyu mouse)
Lineage: Eukaryota; Metazoa; Chordata; Mammalia; Rodentia; Muridae
Product: von Willebrand factor A domain-containing protein 5A
Source: RefSeq, a predicted model, not a curated record